GGAGACGAGUUUGUUGGUUUUUGCAUUCCUUGUGUGGAGUAAAGAAAGACAUAUUGACUGAACUAAAUAGGCUACCCAAUUCUAAGUCGACUGAAAAUGUCUAAACUACAGUUGUUGCGUAUGUUUUUAAAUGAGCGUUUAACGGCGGCUGCUGUGGAUAUUUUUGGGGAAGUUGAGAAAACGGUAGUGGUGUACCAGGAGGAGAAUGAUCGGCUACGGAGACUGCUGCGGAGGACACCAGAAAUACAACUAUGUAGAAUAGUUGUCUUUGUCACGAAAAGCUGAUUGAUAUAGCGUACAGCUAUCUAUCUGCACUCGGUAACGUCUUAAGGCAGACUCCCUGCAGUUCUCUGUCUCUGAAGAGGAGGUUCCCCCUGAGCAGCAGGAGUGGAGCCCCAGUCUGGGGCAGAAGGACCCAGAGACCAGAAAGAUGAAAGAGGAACAGGAGGAAGUCAGGACCAGUCAGCAGGAAGAGCAGCUUCAAGGGUUCUUUGAUACCAAAGACUCCAUAUUCACUCCUUCCUGUGUGAAAAGUGAAUGUGACCAGGAGGACCCACAUCAAGAAGCCAUAUUAGCUGAACACCCAACUCUCAGUCCACUGAAAACGUCUAAACUACAGUCGUUUCGUGUGUUGUUAAAUGAAUGUUUAACGGCGUCUGCUGCUAUGGAGAUUUUCGGGAAAGUUGAGGAAACUGUAGCAGAGUACCAGGAAGAGAAUGAUCUGCUACGGAGACUGCUGGGGAGGACACCAGAGAUAAAACUAUGUAGAAUAGACUCCCUGCAGCUCUCUGUCUCUGAAGAGGAGGUUCCCCCUGAGCAGCAGCACUGUGAGCAGGAUUGGAGCCCCAGUCCGGGGCAGGAGGACCCAGAGCCCACACAGAUUAAAGAGGAACAGGAGGAAGUCAGGACCAGUCAGGAGGAAGAGCAGCUUGAAGGGCUCUUUGUUACCAAAGACUCCAUAUUCACUCCUUCCUGUGUGAAAAGUGAAUGUGAUCUGGAGGACCCACUUCAGUCCUUUACUCUUCCCCAAACCCAGACUGUGGAGAACGGAGAGAGUGACUCUAAACCAGUGGAUCUCAAACCUUUUGUCACUGUGACCCAUAUUAAUGGUCUUUACAUUCCCUGUGACCCUCCAGAUAAUCAAAACAAUGCCUCCAGCCACAGCUCAGCUGUAAGCAGUUACACAGUAGGACUUGACAGCAGUCCACCAUUGGAUCCGAACACGUCAAUGGGGAAACAGUGUUCCAAACUCAGCCUCACAUCGAUAAAAACUCACAGCUGCCGUGACUGUGGUGAAACAUUUGCUCUGAAAGCUGAUCUGCAGAGACAUGUGACUCUCACCAAGAAGAGACCCAGUGAAUGUAGAUUCUGCAAACAACACUACAACUCUACCUGUAAACUGAAGGCCCAUGUCCAACUCUGUCACGGUGUAAAACCCUUCACCUGCCCUGUUUGUGGCAAGACCUUCAAACUAAAAAAAUAUCUGUCCAGACACAUCAGGAUGCACACAGGAGAGAAAUCAUUUAUCUGUGGUGACUGUGGGAAGAGCUUCUAUCGCAAGGAGAACCUAACCAUGCAUAUACGGACUCACACAGGGGAGAAAUUAUUCAGCUGUGGUGACUGCGGGAAAAGCUUCAGUAUCAAGAAUAACCUAACCAUGCAUAAACUGAUUCACACAGGAGAGAAACCAUUUAGUUGUGGUUACUGUGGGAAAAGCUUCAGUCAGAAGGGGGACCUAGGAAGGCAUAUAUUGAUUCACACAGGAGAGAAACCAUUUAGCUGUGAAGACUGUGAUAAAAGCUUCAGACACAAGGGAUCCCUAACCAAACAUAUAUGGACUCACACAGGAGAGAAACCAUUUAGCUGUGGUGACUGUGGGAAAAACUUUUAUCGUAAGGAACACUUAACCGUGCAUCUACUGACUCACACAGGAGAGAAACCAUUUAUUUGUGGUGACUGUGGGAAGAGCUUUAAUCAGAAGGGAUCCCUUAAGGCACAUAUACUGAUUCACACAGGAGAGAAAUUAUUUAUCUGUGGUGACUGUGGGAAAAGCUUCAGUCUGAAGAAGCACUUAACUGUGCAUAUACUGACUCACACAGGAGAGAAACCAUUUAGCUGUGGUGACUGUGGGAAAAGCUUCAGUCAGAAGGCCCACCUUAAUAAUCAUAUACGUACUCACACAGGAGAGAAACCAUUUAGCUGCUUUGACUGCGGGAAAAGCUUUAGUCAGAAGGGUGUCCUAGGGAGGCACAUACUGACUCACACAGGAGAGAAAUCAUUUAGCUGUUGUGACUGUGGGAAAAGCUUCACUCUGAAGGACCACCUAAAUAAGCAUAUACUGACUCACACAGGAGAGAAACCAUUUAGCUGUUGUUACUGUGGGAGAAGCUUCAGUCAGAAGGGUGUCCUAGGGAGACACAUACGGACUCACACAGGAGAGAAACCAUUUAGCUGUGGCGACUGUGGGAGAAGCUUCAGUCAGAAGGUGGUCCUAAGGAGACACAUACGGACUCACACAAGAGAGAAACAAUUUAGCUGUGGCGACUGUGGGAAAAUAUUUAGUGUCAAGAGGAACCUAAUCAAACACAAACGGAUUCACACAGGAGAGAAACAACAUGGCUGCUCAGUCUGUGGUAAAAGAUUCACUCAGAAGACUAAUCUGCUGAGGCAUGUUAAAAACAACCACAAAGAAUAAAAACAAGACAAAGGAAGAAAGAAAGUAAAUGAGGACACAGAGAGGGGACUAAGAGAGUAUUGAGAUACACCCAAGAUCCUGCUCAGUCCAAUGUCACAGUAAUGAUAUAAUGUAUUUAUGUUGGCUGUUGCUGCUUUGUUCAUGAAAGUUCAGACAACAACAGGUAAACAACUAAGGGAUGGGAGAAUUGUAAAACACUAAAAGGCUUUUAGAUUGAUAAAUGGAUGCAAGAUGUCAAACUAUUGAGCUAAUGUAUGUAAUUUGCCUGAAGCUACUUGUUCAUUUUGUAAACAGAAGUACGAAUGAUUGUAUGAUUUGGCAAGUUAGUCAUUUAACUUGGCAGUUAGUCAUUUAACUUGCCAAAAUAUUCUGAAAUAACGUGUUAGAAAGAGAAGUAUGAAAGGGUUAUGGUCUAAUUGACUCAACAACCACAAAACCGUAUAUCUAAGUGUAGGGUACUAAGUGAAUUAGAAAAUCAAUAGUUAUUUCUUGUUGCUUAUCAAAGUUAGCUGGCUAACUCCUCAAACCAGCUACGUAGUAUACCCCUCUGGUUGCUUAUCAAAGUUAGUUUGCUAACUCAUUGAUCCUGCUUUGUAGUGUACCCCUCUGGUUGCUUAUCAAAGUUAGCUGGCUAACUCAUUGAUCCUGCUUUACCCCUCUGCAGUUAAAAUAACAACGAAGUGGGCACCACUGUUUUGCUAAACAGCUGAGGGAAAGUUGGAGAAAUGUAACACUCAAAUUCAGACAGAUUUAUGACAGUUAAUCUUAUUUAUUACAUUAAAUAUUGCACAAUUUAUCGUAUCAGUGCAGACGAGCGUCAGAGCCGGUGUAGUAGGAUUCUAUCUUAUUCCUGUAUUGACGCUUUGCCUUUUUUAUGGUUCGUCAGAAGGUGUAGGAUUCCUUAUAAGCGUUCCGCUCUUUGAAUGCAUCAGCUCUAGUCUUUAGUUCAGUGCGGAUGUUGUCUGUAAUGCAUGACUUCUGGUUGGGGUAUGUACCUACGGUUUGUGUGGACGACGUUGUCGAUGCACUUAUUAAUGAAGCCGGUGACUGAUGUGAUAUCAGAUGAAUCCCUGAAGCUUGGCUGCAACCCUUCUAAGCCUAUACUGCCCUUCAGUCUCUAGACUUUUUGCGCUGACGGAAACAUAGAUUAUCCCAGAUACUACUCCAGCUGCUCUCUGCAUCUUACUGUGUGUUCUCUUAUAGUCUGAGAGCGUCUGGUCGUUGCGGUGGUGGCACAGGGUUACUCAUUUCUCCUAAAUGGAGAUUUUCUACUUUAUCCCUCACUCACCUGUCCAUCUCCUCAUUCUGUCCCAUAUUACCUCCCGUCUGGCUCGGUCCUUCCCUCCUGCUCCGUGGCUGAGUGACUCAUUGCUAGCUUACAGAACAGAGCUACGGGCAGCUGAGCGAAAAUUUGGAAUACUUUCGGAGGACCUAUCAUCCCUUCACUCUCUCUUCUCUACCUUUGUAUCCACUGCUAAAGCCACUUUCUAUCACUCUAAAUGUCAAGCUUCUGCCUCUAACCCUAGAAACUAUUUUCCCUCCUCCUGUGGACUAUUUUAUCAAGAAAGUUGAUGACAUCCUCUCAUCAUUCACUCAUCAUUCACUCAACCUAUUGAGUCCACUGGUCCCACUCACACAUGCAGUGGUUCCUCAAUUAAAAGUUUUGAGUUUAUGCUGCGACCAUUUGUAGUAGAUGGUGGCAUUCUGUCAUUGCACCACACUGUCACAAGGGGGAGUUAGAACGCUGAUUUAUCCGUAGUCUAAACUGUGACAGGAAUUGACUAUAUUUUCCUGAAUUAAUGGAUGUGUUUUCAGUCUGAGAGUCUCUCUUCUCUGGCACUAGAGUCCUGCAUCAGGCAACAACAACAACAACAUUGCUGGCGGUGGUCCUGGAGUUGAGAGAGAACUUGGGUAAAUAUAAUGGUGCAAACACACUUGACAUGUGGACUGACGAUUUUCUAAAAUUAGGCAAGGUGGGCUUUUGGUUUCUCUAUUUUAAAAUGUUUAGACAAUUCAAAACAUAUACAUGCAAACAACAACUACAUCACACCUGCCCAGACCCACCUGCUCACACCCCCAUCUCCAGACCCACCUGCUCACACCUCCGUCUCCAGACCCACCUGCUCACACCCCCAUCUCCAGACCCACCUGCUCACACCUC
Molecule: messenger RNA, 4856 nt
Organism: Salmo salar (Atlantic salmon)
Lineage: Eukaryota; Metazoa; Chordata; Actinopteri; Salmoniformes; Salmonidae
Biological process (GO): regulation of transcription by RNA polymerase II
Molecular function (GO): DNA-binding transcription factor activity, RNA polymerase II-specific; RNA polymerase II cis-regulatory region sequence-specific DNA binding
Source: RefSeq, a predicted model, not a curated record